UAAGGACAAAACCUUUGAACUUUGAAGACUGGCAAGGGACGUCUAAGAGCUUCCGGUUUUAUUAUAGUGGCAGUUUAACAUGUCAUGCUGGGUUAGUUUGCUACCUCGUAUUUCAUUUUCUUAUUGUCAACAAUUUUUUUCUUGAUUUUCAGUGUUUGCUUGAAUUAUAGUAAAGUAUAUAGACACAACCAUUUGACAAAUAUUUAUGCUUCAGUAGCUAGCUUGCGAUUGAACAGUCUGUGAUUGCCCGAUUUUUGUUUUGUAUCUUGCAUAAAUUGUAUCUGCACACUUGCCUGCGCUGUCUGCAAACUCUAUCCUUCACGGACACCCGAAAAUCUAACCCUAACGCUUUGUAAUAAUGUUUCAAGGCUGAAGAUGGGUGGCAGUGGAUCCAAGAGGGGUUAUUGGCCUUUUGCCGGUUCAGGUACCGGCUCCGAUGCGACCAAAGAUAGAAAUGCACAGUCUCUGGCUCGGCCCCGAGAUUUCCGAAAUGCGACACCGUUCGUGUUUACGAGGAGGAGCUCUUUGUGCUACGAUGAGGACGGAGACUUGGCCCACGAGUUUUACGAGGAGACCAUAGUGAUGAAAAACGGACGCAAAAGGGCCAAAUUAAAGAAAAUUGAGAAGAAUCUAAUACCACAGGGCAUCGUAAAGCUGGAGAUCCCUUGCAUCCACGUAGAUUUCCCUGUCGUCCUCUGCGAGAUCUGACAGAGCCCAGGGCAUUCCAGGACGCUGUGUCGAGCUUGCCCUCACCAUCCACCCUCCCACCCUCACCAUGGGCCCCCCUCCGUCUGUGUGCGACCUUCCAAUACCCCCCUCUGUGAGCUGGAGUCCACACAGCUGGCCUGAUCCAGGUGCUGUGGUCCCAUCAGGGAUGGCAGCGGACCAGAGGAAUCUCAACAGAAGAGAGUGUAGCUUCACAGGGUGGUUUGGAAGUGUCACUGGCCUAGAAAACCACCUCUCUGUGAACCAUCUACAAUGCAAUCCUCUCUGCGGUGUGGCAGGCAAUGUCUGCUUCAGAGUCAGAGUGGAUCAUGGGAGGAUAAAAGGAUUAAUGUGGACGACCUAUAUAUAUAUAUAUAUAUAUAUAU
Molecule: messenger RNA, 1091 nt
Organism: Paramormyrops kingsleyae
Lineage: Eukaryota; Metazoa; Chordata; Actinopteri; Osteoglossiformes; Mormyridae
Product: tumor suppressor candidate 2-like
Biological process (GO): regulation of mitochondrial membrane potential; inflammatory response
Cellular component (GO): mitochondrion
Source: RefSeq, a predicted model, not a curated record